AUGGCUGUUUGCGACGGCAGCUGUGGUAUGGGAGAUCCUUAUGCAUAUCCUCUGUGUGUCCCGCAAGACAGUUUGGAAGACAUUGACAUGUUUCCAUCUUUUAUUGAUGAUCUUAUAAUUGUAAGUGAUUUCGGAGAUAUCCCGCGGGAGAAAGUAACCAGAGCAACAAAGAAAAGGGUUGUUUUACAAGAUUAUGAUAAUAGUGUUGCCAAGGAUGAUAUCGUGCCGGAGAAGGUAGCCCGAGAAACAAAGCGGAUUGCUUUACAAGAUUCUGAUAGUAGUGUUGCGAAUAUAAAUCGUAUGGUUAACCUUAUUAGCGUUUUUCCGAAAAAGAAACCUAGGACUAACCGGACUUGUGGUCGUGAAUGGUCGAGUUGGCGGGAAUGGUCCAAUAGAAAACAAAGUAUGACGGAGAAAUGGGCAGAGAAUAUAGAGGAAUGUUCCAAUAAAAAAAAACAAAGGUGGGCAGAGAGUUGGGCGGAAAAUAUUAAAAAGAGAAGGUGCAGGCACUGCAAGACUGAGAAGACGCCGCAAUGGCGGGAGGGUCCGUCGGGGCCGAAGACGUUGUGCAAUGCAUGUGGGGUGCGGUACAAGUCCGGCAGGUUGGUGGCGGAGUAUCGUCCGGUUAAGAGUCCAACUUUUGAUAAUCGGAAGCAUUCAAAUUUUCACAAGCAGAUAUUGAAAAGAAAGCAAGCUUGUGGGUGA
This is a messenger RNA of Corylus avellana, 705 nucleotides long. The record is from RefSeq and is a predicted model, not a curated record. NCBI's taxonomy places the organism in Eukaryota, Viridiplantae, Streptophyta, Magnoliopsida, Fagales, Betulaceae.